This is a messenger RNA of Culicoides brevitarsis, 2333 nucleotides long. RefSeq lists its product as uncharacterized. NCBI's taxonomy places the organism in Eukaryota, Metazoa, Arthropoda, Insecta, Diptera, Ceratopogonidae. The record is from RefSeq and is a predicted model, not a curated record. The transcript has 4 exons. The coding region runs from base 1 to 1872 and encodes 623 amino acids.
AUGGACUCACAAAGUGCGACAGUGCAAAAUUUCUUCACAAAUAUUCGUCAAUCUUUCAUUUCUCGCGACAAACUGGACAAUAUUCGAUCAUUAGUCGCCAUUAUCACCGCUCUCGAUCGAAUAAACCCACAAGAAAGGCUUUUUUUGCUGAAGGAACUCGUAAAUUUGGACUUUAUUCCGCACUUUCGACGCUUGAUCAUCUCAGAUGAGGUCCUCACGAAACUAACUCUCAAAAUUACGCUUUGUUUAAUGGAGCACGAGGCUAUUUUCAAGGAAUAUUUCGUGGAUUUACUGAAAGCUCACUUCAGAUCUUUCCUGUUUAUGGCUCGAGAUGACACAAAAAAUGCUCGGAUCAUCAUCGAUUGUGUUACUUUUGUGCAAAUGAUGCAGGAACGCAGUUUAAACUUGAAAAUUCGCACGAAAAAACGUCCUUUGGCAGUUAUUGAUCCAGAUUUUUACGACGCCUUUCGACUUUCACUCAAAAAAUGUCAAGAUGACGCCCUGAAAAAUACUUUUCUCGAACAAUUAUCAGUUAUUUUGAUGUCUUUUGUACGACAAGAUGACCUCAUGAAGCAUCAAGACCUCAUUUUUCGUGUAAUUUCGUCGAAACUAUGUGCGGAUUCGUCAAUUAUGGCUUCGGUGAUGCUCGUUCGGAACGUUUUGAGGACCAAAAAUGACGAAAAUUGGGUAAAAUGCUCUGUGAUUCGUAUUCAAAACUGGUUUUUGGAGCAACAUUCAAUGGAAAUUCGAGUUUUUUACUUCUACUUUGUACUUCGCUUGAUAGAAGGGAAGUUUUUUGCCGACGCCUGGAUCUAUAAGAACAUUAUUUCUGGAUUUUUGGGUCAAAAUGGACUUCAGUAUGUGAUGGAAGCGAUAAAAGUGUCCAUUCAGAGCAAUAAUUUACUCGCAGUUUACAUUUCAAAGCAGUUUUUGGCACAAAUUUUGUCGUUUUUGGACAAUUUUUUAUUGGUUGACGCCCUAAAACUGCCCGAGCCACGUGAAAAUUUGACAGAAAAAUAUCGAAAAUUCAUUUUUAAUCAAAGAAUGGGUCUCGAAAUAUGGAAAUUCGACUAUUGUUCCUUUGAUUUCGUGUCAGAAGUGAAUUUUAUCAUGUGUGGCUUUGAAGAAUGGAAACUUUUGAUCACUUUUUUGUACAUUGGAGUCACUUUUGGAGCUAAAAUUGAUCUUACUGCUGUUUUUAUAAGUGUCGUAACCCUCAUCGAAGUAGCUUUUGUGCAAAAAUUUGACAUAAGUGAUCGUCAGAAACGGAUGUUAAUGAAGAUUUAUUGUAUAUCAUUUUGGUCCACAUCUGCAGACAUCAAGGCAAGUCUCGAGACUGGAAUGCAACUCGCCGACGCCUUCUUACGAAAAUUUUUCCUCGAAAAUCGAGAAAAAGACAAAACUUUGACCGAUUGUUUACAUUCUUUGGCCUAUUUCUGUCAGAAAAGCGGACAUGACGAAGCGCAAUCACGACAAAUGUCCCACCAACUUCUACAACGCGCCGAUUUGUAUCUGACGGACCGUUUUUGUGACAUUUUCCGCGGUAGCGAAGUAAUUUUGUUCGAAUUGCUCGGUUUUGAGUACAUCACGCCCGUGUUGAAGCAAAAUAUUGUCGCCACAUUGCUAAAAAUCGACUUGACGGAGGAAAUUUUGCGGAAAAUGCUUCGAAUCGUCUUUAAAUGCAAAAAUUCCGCACUCGCUAUCGAUUACUUGCCAAUCAUCUCGCAAAAUUAUGGGAAAAUCCACGGAGAUCAACGAGAAAUUCUCAAUUUGUGUUAUUUCAAUCAUUCGCGAGCUGCGAAAAAUUUGAGCCGGGCAUCGCGCGUGUCGCUCAUGAACUUCUUCGCAAAGGCCCUGACAACCGCGAUUUAAUUGAACAUCUGUUUAUUUUAUAAUUUGUUUGUAUUUCUCACAUUAUUUCGUCUUUUUUCUGCCAAAUGUCUAACUUUCAAGCAUAAAAAACGCAAAGAAUUCGUUUGAAAAUCAUUAUCAUGGUCAAACAUUUUUUUAUUUUUGUUUAGAUCAAUUUCAUGUCAAACGGGUCUCUGUACAUUCGCGUAAAAUAGUAAUAAUAAUCCCACACACACGCAGUCAGCGACCGAACAACCGACGUUCAUUAAUAAAAAACAUGAUGUAAGAUUUUUUCGUAGAAAACUCGACACUUACAAACAUUUUUCGGGCAAUUCAUUCAAUCGCUCGCUUUAAAAAAAAAAAAAUUGAAAUGAAAUCAAAAUUAAGGUCAUAAUGACGUAAAUCGUAAAUCUUGCAAAGUGCAAGAAAUUUUUUUCUUAAUUUUUUUCCAGCCGCAGAUUUAAAAGUAAAAGUGCAAUCAC